Messenger RNA from Syngnathus acus (greater pipefish), 962 nucleotides. RefSeq names its product myogenic factor 6 (gene myf6). Gene Ontology annotation, biological process: positive regulation of myoblast differentiation; regulation of transcription by RNA polymerase II; muscle organ development. The coding region runs from base 16 to 888 and encodes 290 amino acids. Gene Ontology annotation, molecular function: DNA-binding transcription factor activity, RNA polymerase II-specific; protein dimerization activity; RNA polymerase II cis-regulatory region sequence-specific DNA binding. The transcript is spliced from 2 exons. Lineage: Eukaryota; Metazoa; Chordata; Actinopteri; Syngnathiformes; Syngnathidae. The record is from RefSeq and is a predicted model, not a curated record.
GUCGCGGCUAUUUAAAUGCCACGGCAGCGGCGCUGGAGCAAGCACACGCCGCGUCGCCACCGCCGCAACAUGAUGGACCUUUUCGAGACCAACGCCUACCUCUUCAGCGAUUUGCGCUACUUGGACGAGAGCGAACAUGGCGCGCUGCAGCACCUGGACAUGGCGGGCGUGUCGCCGCUGUACCGCGCCGCCGACGAGGACAGCCCGCCUUCGCCCGGCCGGGACCGGACGGCGUCCGAGACGGGCGAGGACAGCGGCGACGAGGAACACGUGCUGGCGCCGCCCGGCCUGCGCGCCCACUGCGAGGGCCGCUGCCUGAUGUGGGCCUGCAAGGUGUGCAAGAGGAAGUCGGCGCCCGCCGACCGCCGCAAGGCCGCCACGCUGCGCGAGCGCCGGCGCCUCAAAAAGAUCAACGAGGCUUUCGACGCGCUCAAGAAGAAGACGGUGGCCAACCCCAACCUGAGGCUGCCCAAGGUGGCGAUCUUGCGCAGCGCCAUCGGCUACAUCGAGAGGCUGCAGGAGCUCCUGCACGGCCUGGACGAGCAGGACCGCUCCGCUGAACGAGACGCUGCGAUCGCUUCGGCAACCCAUUGGAAAAAAUCCUGCGAGACCUGGACCGACGCGGCCGACCAUUCCGGCGACGGAUCGGCGAACCCGAGGGAAGGUAAAGAGCGGCUAAGGUUUUCCGCCACGACUAGUUCUCACAGUUUUUAUUUCCAGGGUCCGGCGAGUCGUCGGCGUCCUGCAGCCUGCUGCGUCUGUCCUCCAUCGUGGACAGCAUCAGCAGCGGCGGCAAGGCUGCCGCUUCGGAAAAAUAAUUUCCCAGAGUUCCCUAUCCUAGUGUACAUAUUUUCUAAGUGUCAGAAUUCAGAUGUAUUUAUUUUAUAAUGGGGUGAGGACAAACUUAGGAAGCCGUUGUACUCAUUUAUACAUACAAAUAAAUGGCUUCAUCUUGAAAAAAA